UUUCACCAAUGGUUUUCUAAUUUCCAUGGUUAUGCCAGUAUUAUAGUGUGUAUAUUUGGCAUCAGCACCAAUAUAUUCAAUAUAUCUGUUUUAACACGAAAAGAUAUGAGAACUCCUACCAACAUCUUGCUGACGUGGUUAGCUGUGGCUGACAUUUUAACGAUGGUGCCAUACAUUCCGUUUGCCAUUCACUUUUAUUGUCCGAAUACAUCACCAUUCGAGACUCCUGAGAAAUACACGUAUAAUUGGAUACUUUAUAUGAUCUUCGUAGUCAAUAGUGCCGCUACAACUCACACUAUUUCUAAUUGGUUGGGUGUUUCAUUAUCAGUGUUCCGCUUUAUGCAGAUGAGAUCAACGAGUCGAGGCGUUCUAGCCAAACAACGUCGCUUAAAACAUGUGAAGGUAAUAACCGUGGUUGUGUACAUUUUCUCAAUCAUUGUUCUAAUUCCCAACUAUCUGACUAACAAAAUCCAAUCAGUUCAAGGCCCGCGUAAUACGACCAUAUAUGGAUUAAAAGACAUGACACCGAAAGAUCCCAGCACCGACAAAAUGGCUUUGAUAAAUACUUUACUUUAUGCAGUGGUGGCUAAAAUUGUACCGUGCCUUUUAAUGUCUAUAUUUAGUGUGUCUUUAGUAUAUACAAUACAUUACAAAAAUCGACAUCGCAUGCGCAGGCUUGUGGCUGCUGGGAAAAAAUCGAGGGCCAUCUCUAAACAAACAACUACAACCCGAAUGUUACUAGUUGUUAUAGUCUUGUUUCUUAUUACCGAACUUCCACAAGGCAUUCUUAUUCUCGUUACAGCUGCCAUCCCUCAGUUUCAUAACAACGUAUAUAACCUUCUGGGUGAUCUAAUGGAUUUUAUUGCCUUAUUAAAUAACGCAAUCAAUUUUGUGCUUUAUUGUAGUAUGAGCCAGCAAUUUCGCUCCCGGUUCAUUGAAAUGUAC
This is a messenger RNA of Lottia gigantea (owl limpet), 945 nucleotides long. RefSeq lists its product as hypothetical. Gene Ontology annotation, molecular function: G protein-coupled peptide receptor activity. The transcript has a single exon. Gene Ontology annotation, cellular component: membrane. The record is from RefSeq and is a predicted model, not a curated record. Lineage: Eukaryota; Metazoa; Mollusca; Gastropoda; Lottiidae. Gene Ontology annotation, biological process: G protein-coupled receptor signaling pathway. The annotation marks the transcript as partial.